CAUUUAUUGCGCGCAUUAAGCUGGUUAGCUUAUCUUGUUUUUGUUGUUCAGCGCGCGCUGAUCAACAAAACAGGUCCCGCGCCUUCGGCGCGCUUUCUGUUACUACACCGCUGUGCCUUCGGCUCGUCAGCGAGACCCAUCAGGUAGAGUGCAGUGGAGAAUAUAAAGCACUAGCACCAUAGAGUUAGCCCACCUUAUUGAAGCACCUUUAGUAGUGCUAGUGGCGGCGGAUGUCCCGGUAUCGCUAGGCAUGACUCCGCUGGUGGAGGCAACUCACAGCUAUCCUACAUAGCUAACUGGAAUGUCACAGACUGGCAUUUCCUCGAGGGCUUCUGCGACGCAGUUUAUGCCCCCUGCUUUCUCCGGAGCGGGGCGUCCUUCUCGUCCGGGUGCGCGAGUGCUGCCGUAUUUGGAUGACUUCCUCUUCGUGUUUAGUUCUGAGGAGCAAGCGCGUCUUGGUGCGCGCUGGGUGCGUGAGAGUAUCGAGUUCUUGGGGUUGUCGUGCCACCCCACCAAGUGCCAGUGGGAGCCGUCGCAGUCAGUGUACCAUUUAGGCAUUACGAUCAAUACGGCAGCUGGUGUGUUUGAGGUGCCUAAGCAGAAGCUCGCCAAAUUGCGGCGGCUGGCGAUCGGGUUGCGGAUCACGGCAAAGAAAAAUCGGCGUCUUGUCCAGAAGCGUGAGCUGGCUAAGUUUUGUGGUUUUGCGCAGAGUGUCAAAUUGGCCCUUACCCCAGCGCCUUUAUUUCUCCGCAAUUUUUACGACGACAUUAAGCAACCUGUUGGCUGGUCCGGUCGAGUUCGCUUGUCCCGUAGUUGGUUUUUCGUCGCUUUGUGUUAACCUGCGUUUGGUUUCUCGUGAUAUCGGAGCGUUUUCACUUGCUUGGUAUCCGGUGGUACCGCUGGUUCCAACCCCGCUGGAUUUGGGACUAAAUUCGAGUAGUACCUUUGGCGCGGAAUAGGUCCCGGUUUCUCGCUGGAUCUGCAAUCCGUUGCGACAUCCCCGGUCUUUGAUAACCUGUUGGUAUCGCAGCUGUCGCUCGCCGGCCUAGGGUUAGUCCGUUCCGCAUGUCUUUGCCGGUUGCCAGGUUACCUUGUCCGAGGGUUGGUGCUAAGACCUGGCAGUUUUGCAUCGCUGUGUUUGUGCGUUUUCUGUGUCGCGGUAGGCUGGGGCUCUUUCUGACUCCGUUUAUGUCGGGCUCCUGUGGGGUCAGUUCCUAGCUGCCAAGAGCUUUAUCUCAGUCCGUGCUGCACAGCCUUAUUUUCAGUGCCGUGAACUCCGCGAGCUCCGUGUAUGACUUGCUCGGUUAACCAAGAGCGCCCUGUGCUGGAGACAGCCCCUGCUGGCGGCGUUUUUAUAGUAGUUGGUUGCAUUUGCAGCACUCCGUGGCUCUGUCAGACUCUCUUUGUGUUGGCCUUUAUUGCAGGUGCUGUGUGGAUUCUUUG
This is a messenger RNA of Volvox carteri f. nagariensis, 1443 nucleotides long. RefSeq lists its product as uncharacterized. The record is from RefSeq and is a predicted model, not a curated record. The transcript is spliced from 3 exons. Lineage: Eukaryota; Viridiplantae; Chlorophyta; Chlorophyceae; Chlamydomonadales; Volvocaceae. The coding region runs from base 302 to 838 and encodes 178 amino acids.